Myotis myotis is the source of this 4358-nucleotide messenger RNA. RefSeq names its product guanine deaminase (gene GDA). Bases 128 to 1483 code for a protein of 451 amino acids. The transcript is spliced from 14 exons. NCBI's taxonomy places the organism in Eukaryota, Metazoa, Chordata, Mammalia, Chiroptera, Vespertilionidae. The record is from RefSeq and is a predicted model, not a curated record. Gene Ontology annotation, cellular component: cytosol. Gene Ontology annotation, biological process: guanine catabolic process. Gene Ontology annotation, molecular function: zinc ion binding; guanine deaminase activity.
UUUCCAGAAAAGCAGGGGCAGGAGAAGCAGGAGCCGGUGCGGGUUCAGCAGCCGUCCACAGCCGCGGGAGCCUCGCUGCGCCUCCGCCUGGUGCGCCCCUCUCGGCCCGCUGCGCUCUGCCACUGACAUGUGUGCCGCCGGGAUGCCGCUCCUGUCGCACAUCUUCCGAGGGACGUUCGUCCACUCCACCUGGACCUGCCCCAUGGAGGUGCUGCGGGAUCACCUCCUGGGAGUGAGCGACAGCGGCAAAAUAGUGUUUUUAGAAGAAGCAUCUCAACAAGAAAAGCUGGCCAAAGAAUGGGGUUUCAAGCCAUGUGAGAUAAGAGAACUGAGCCAACAUGAGUUCUUCAUGCCUGGGCUGGUUGAUACACACAUCCAUGCUGCUCAGUAUUCCUUUGUUGGGAGUAACGUAGACCUGCCGCUUCUGCAGUGGCUGACCAAGUACACGUUUCCUACAGAACUCAAGUUCCAGAACUUGGACUUUGCUGAAGAAGUAUAUACUAGAGUUGUUAGGAGAACACUGAAGAAUGGAACAACCACAGCUUGUUACUUUACAACAAUUUACACUGACUCAUCCCUGCUCCUUGCGGAAAUUACAGAUAAAUUUGGGCAGCGGGCAUUUGUGGGCAAAGUCUGCAUGGAUAUGAAUGACACAGUUCCAGAAUACAAGGAAACCACUGAGGAAUCAAUCAAGGAAACAGAGAGGUUCGUGUCAGAAAUGCUCCAAAGGAACUAUUCUAGAGUGAAGCCCAUAGUGACACCACGCUUUGCCCUUUCCUGCUCUGAGACGAUGCUGGCCGAUCUUGGAAACAUCGCGAAGACCCGUGAUUUGCACAUUCAGAGCCAUAUAAGUGAAAAUCUUGAUGAAGUUGAAGCUGUGAAACAGUUAUUCCCCAGUUAUAAAAACUAUACAGAUGUGUAUGAUAAAAACAAUCUUCUAACAAAUAAGACAGUGAUGGCACAUGGCUGCUACCUUUCCGCAGAAGAACUGGAUGUUUUCAGGGAGCGAGGAGCAUCGAUCGCACAUUGUCCCAAUUCUAACUUAUCGCUCAGCAGCGGCUUACUCAAUGUGCUAGAAGUGCUGAAACAUGACGUGAAAAUAGGGCUGGGUACAGAUGUGGCUGGUGGUUAUUCACCCUCCAUUCUUGAUGCAAUCAGAAGAACAGUGAUGGUUUCCAAUACCCUUUCAUUUACUAAGAUAAAUGAGAGAAGCCUCACCCUCAAAGAGGUAUUCAGACUAGCGACUCUCGGAGGCAGCCAAGCCCUGGGGCUUGACAGAGAAAUCGGAAACUUUGAAGUGGGCAAGGAAUUUGAUGCCCUCUUGAUCAACCCCAAAGCAUCUGAUUCUCCCAUUGACCUGUUUUCUGGGGAUUUUGUUGGUGACGCUUUUAUCCAGAAGUUUCUCUAUCUAGGAGAUGACCGAAAUAUUGAGGAGGUUUAUGUGGGCGGAAAGCAGGUGGUUCCCUUUUCAAGCUCAGUCUAAGACCCUUGGCGUCUCCAAGUUCUCCUGGAUAGCGUGGUUCUGCGCCCCCUUAUGCCCAGGCAGAGUUAGAACGUCAAAAAAUAGUACCUUGUUCUUGGGAUGACUGUCUCUUUGUAUGCUUACUUACAGUGCUCACUUGACAAAUCGAAGGAAGUUUCACUAAUUCUCAACUCUCUUGUUGGGAGGAUUCAAAAUGUAUCCCUUCUGAGCUGUUCAGAUUUACUUUAAGCUUAAAUAUAAAAGAAUGUUAUGACUAGUGGUGUUCUUGUUAUGAGAUUUAAGUAAAAUCUACCUAAUAUUUGGAAAUGUGAAGAGGAAAGAUAUUCCUGUGAGGUUUGAUAUUUUGAGCUAGUAAAUGUGAAAACUGGAUAUGGAAAAUAAACCAGUGAAUAUAUUUUUGAGGGAGAAAAAGACUACAACCAUUGGAAAAUCAUUUUCAGAUUGCUCGACAAUUGUAUACUGAGCUUACUAAUUUAAAAAGAGAACUCAUUGAGAUGUGAAACGUGUUUCUAGGUUGACUUUGUGUUCUGGAAAUUUGCACUUAAUGGGAUUUGCAUUUCAGAGACUUGUUAUUGUUGUGCUUUGCCUUCUUUGGGGAUGAAUCGUCAGAAAUUGAAUGCCACGUGCUUUCUUCAUAUAGUUCUGUGCUUCAAAAUGUUUGACAGAGUUGGGCAGUAAAGAUUUAAAGUCUCUUAGGAAUAGUACUCACAUAACUGCGUGGCAUAAACAGUUGUAUUUUUGUGUCCUUUAAGUCACCUUCAUGUAUAACUGGGCGGCGCUGUUACUGCUUCAGUUUUACUAGAAGAGAAACAAAUUCCACACUCCGCUGUUGGGUAGACUGAAGUCUUCAUAAAUUGGGGACAAGUGCUGGGCACUCACGAGCUGUUAAUACUGAAAGGAAGGGUUUCAUUGCAAUGACCUCGUCUCCCCAAGGACUAUGCCAGUGAUGGCAAACCUAUGACACGCGUGUCAGAGGUGACACGCGAACUCAUUUUUUUGGUUGAUUUUUCUUUGUUAAAUGGCAUUCAAAUAUAUAACAUAAAUAUCAAAACUAUAAAUCUUUGUUUUACUAUGGUUGCAAAUAUCAAAAAAUUUCUCUAUGCGACACGGCACCAGAGUUAAGUUAGGGCUUUUCAGAAUGCUGACAUGCCGAGCUCAAAAGGUUCGCCGCCACUGGCCUAUGCCAUAGUCGUUGGCAAUUUCAUACUCGGAUCAAUCUGUUAGAACUUUUAAAUGAAGGCAAAUCCUAUUAAAAGAAAUAUUAAAACUCUAAACCUUGCAUAUCGCAGGCACUCUAUUUUCCAAAUUUUAUCCUAUCGUAGGACAUUAGAGUUUUAGUAUAGUGAAAAAUAUGUAGACAUCCCACAUAAUGUUUAUAUUAAUAGGACAUAAUCUGCACCAGACAUCUAGGAAGAUUAAGCAAAGCAAGGAGUAUUUUUCUGCCUCCUAACUAAUUAGGGUACUGUCCCAUAACCUAGAAUUAAAAGCAAAUUAUGACUAUGAUAAAUCCUUUACAAGUAUUGAUGUGAAUGCUAUUUAAAUACUAUAUUUUUCUCCUUUAAUUUCAAAUAAUAUAAACUAACAAUGAAAAGGAGUAGGUUUUCUUAAUAUUUCAUAGCACUUAUUAAUACCUUAUAAUAGAGAACUUUAUGCUACAGAGCUAACUCCAUAUAUAGAGAAGUAAGGACAAAAUUCUCCCUCUUGCAUAUAAUUUUAUUCUCAUAUAAUCAUGCUUAUUCAGCAGUAAUUUGCCCAGUUAUUGUUGUUGUUUUUCCUUUGUGGAAGCACUUUUAGAGUUGACAAAUAUUUAGUUUGAUUUUUUUCAAUGACAGAUUUUUUUUUUUAGGAUAUUAAAAAACUCAGUAAAUCUAAUUUCUAGUCUCAACAGCUGUAUUUCCAGAAUCCCUGCGCCAUGUCAAAGACGGCCCACCAGACUUCUCCCCAUUCCUCUGCAGUGCCGGCAUGAGUUUUCUGCUCUAUCUCUUAAUCCGUGCCACAGGAACUCAACUACCUGGUGUUUGACCCACAAGAGUGGGCUUAGGAAUUUGGACGAGCUAUUCAAGAUUCACGAACAGGCAGCAGCUGUCCCCAGCCUUUGCAAGAUCCUAUAUUUUUACCUUCCUCAAGGGUGUACAUUUUAAGGUUGAACAUCAGUUUUCAUUUAGAUUUAGGAUUCAUAUGCAGUAAGUAUAAAUAAGUGUAGUGUCAGAAGCAGGAAGAACGGCCAUAGACAAGCACUUUGUCAAAUGUUAAAUUUAGCCCUGAUAGUAUGUUAAGACCUGAAUAUCUUGUCUAAUAAAUAUAGAAUGUCUUGAAAUGUGACAUGUGCUUUGAUCUUCCUACACCGCUUAGAACUUGUGUGCUUUAUCCUCCAAGUGCCGCGUUCCUGAAUGGUGCAUAUGCUCUUUGCAGUACUUCGGGCCUUAGCCAUACAUGGGCCCAGAUGUUCUGCACUUUGAAAUGUGGCCUUUGCCUAAUGUGGGUUGACUUGCUGAAUUGUGGGGAGACAGUACCCCCAGCCAAUUCUGUUUGUUGUUUUGUGUUUAAAUAUUUUGCUUUCAAACAGGAAAGAAUUAACACUUCUAAUCAGCCCCCUCACUUCACCCUACACUCUUUUGCCUCAGGUUUUGUGGAGUUUUUAAUGGAGUACACGUUAAGAGGCCAAAACAUUUCCAGUAGGAUCGACUGCCAUACAUUUAAAAGAAUAUGUUUGCAAUUAGAACACAAAAGCAGGCUAAUCAGCUAAGAUGAAUUUAAUUUUCAAAAGAGAGUGAGCCCUAACCGGUUUGGCUCAGUGGAUAGAGCAUCGACCUGCAGACUCAAGGGUCCCAGGUUCGAUUCCGGCCAAGGGCAUGUACCUUGGUUGCAGGCACAU